Messenger RNA from Durotheca rogersii, 1657 nucleotides. RefSeq lists its product as uncharacterized. Lineage: Eukaryota; Fungi; Ascomycota; Sordariomycetes; Xylariales; Xylariaceae. The record is from RefSeq and is a predicted model, not a curated record. The transcript is spliced from 3 exons. The coding region runs from base 429 to 1418 and encodes 329 amino acids.
CAGCAGCCUGAGGGCACUGGUAUUUAGAGGGUGCCCCGCCCCUCCCAUCCAGUGCGCUGCCCCCAAAACUUUCUCUCCCCUAAAAUAUUCCACACCUCCUCCCUCUCUCUUCGCUGUUUUCCCAGUGGCCGACCCUGCCAACAACCCCUUCACCUUUUUACCUCUUCCCCUGGACACAUCCGCUGCCCACCUUCAGCCGUAGAACCUUUCCCCUCGACAGUAGAAAUACCGCCGGAGCAGGCUGCUAGACGUCGGUACCUCUCGCCGCAGCACACAGCCAAGCGUCCAACCCGUCGAGGCACUGCGCUACCUGCUGCCACCUCUCCAGCACCACCUUGGGGCUCCAACACCAGCCCUCUCUCACCAGCCUUCACCCGCUCCAGCUCCAGCUCCAGCACCCACUCCAGCACCAACACCACUAUACCAUCAUGCCUCGCCCAAAAAAGACCGAGCCGGCCAAGCCUGCAGCGGUCGCGCCCGCACCGGUGGUCCCUCUGAUGCAGCCGCUGCCAGCCCAGAUUGCCUCUCAGCCCCUUCAGCAGUCUCUGGCCGCCGGUCCCGGUGUACCGCCGCGGACCAUUGGCAUUGAAGAGUUCAUCCGUGUUCGCGACAGUGUAUAUGCUCGCUUCAAUACCAUCACUGGCCUGAUGAAGAGCUUCUCGGAUGACUUUCUGCGCCAAACAAGCCUGCUCAUAGGCGAGCCGGCUCCGUUUGACAAUGGCGCCAGCCAUUCCGUGAACCUCAUCGCCGGCCUGGACGGCAUUAGUAGCCAGCUGGCCGAUUUCGGCGCGCAUGCCGAGGAGAAGAAGGAGCGGAAGAAGCGUACUCACGAUCCUAACGCCCCCAAGCGGCCCCUCACUCCGUAUUUCCUCUACAUGCAAACCGCGCGCCCUAUCAUCGCCAACGAUCUCGGUCAGGAUGCUCCUAAGGGCGCCGUCCAAGAGGAGGGUCAACGGCGAUGGGGAUCCAUGACUCCUAAUGAGAAGAAUGCCUGGAACAACGCGUACCAGUUCAACCUGCGUCUCUACAACGCGCGAGUGCACUCGUACAAGGCCGGCAACCCGGACGCGCGGAACAUGAGCGACUCGGACGCGCUCGCGUACGCGGACCAGAACAGCAUCUCGCAGCCUACGCUGUCCAACGAGGAUCCGUACGUGCCCAACGACCAGGACGCGAUCGCGGAGCAGCUGCAGAUGGCGGUGGCGCCGGCCCCGGAGCCAGAGGACGUGGCUAAGACCCCCAAGUCCAAGGUGACGCGGAAGCGCAAGAGCACGGCGGCCGAGGUCGAGGACGCAGAGGCGAGCGCCGCCAAGGCCGCGACGCCGGCCAGCCCCGACAAGAAGCGCAAGCGGACCUCCAAGGCGGCCGAGACGCCCGAGGAGCCCAAGAAGCCCAGCCGGAAGAAGAAGAGCGCGUAGUGAGCUCGGCUCGACGUCUGGUGGCGCGCGCGCGCGGUGGCUUUUGUUUUUUAUAUCAGUAGAUAUGAUAUAUCCUGCUCUGUCGGCUCGCGUGAGAAGGGAGGACUAUACCCGGGAGCAAGCAAGCAAGCAGGUCGUUCGCAGUAACUGGGGGGUAGCGAGGGGUGGAGGAGGGUGCUUUGUGUGUGCCUCUGAGUGAAGGCUGCUGUCUCGGAUGGUCGGCCAGUCGGCGGACGUCU